AUGCGGCCCGUGCCUGCGCUUGCGCCUGUGCUCGUUGCAGUGACGCUGACCCAGCUAGUGUGCCAGUGCUUUGUAAACACAAAAUAUCAAGUGCAGCUAGACCACAGCAUACCAAGCGAGUUCCUCCACAACGACCGAUCGCAGAAAUACACCAACGUGACCAUCGGGAAUGACUCCUUUCUGUGCCUCUUCGGAAGGUCAAGCAGGUUUGGCGAUGCCAGUGAAGGGGGGACUCCACCCUAUGGAGAUGGCGCGGAAGAGGAAGCACUGUCGGGGUGUGAUGAUCUUGGGGUAUUUAAAAAAGCAGGAGAAGCACCCGAGGGGGUGAUCAAUUACGUGGAGGAAAAACUACACCGGGGAAAUUACCUCUUGAAGUAUUCUCAGGGGAAAGGAAUAUAUUACGAAUUACACACGCAUGGUGACCCCCCCUCGUCAGGCACAUGGGGGUGGGGGGCGGCCCCAAUGGUUGGAAGUGAAGUCGACGCGGGAGCAGCGACCCGCAAAAGGGGAGGAGGAGAAGCAGUAAAAGGAGAAGACGAAGAAGGAAGAAGCACCACGGGGAGUAGCCACCCACACAGGGGGGCGAACCAAGCACUAAGGAAAGACCUCCCAGGAAGGAGGGGGGCCCCCAAGAAGCACAGCUUUAACGAAACUAGCGCAGCUCAACGUAUGAGCAACGGACGACUAGCCAUACAGUGCAACUUCCAAAAAGUGUAUGACUACAUUUUCUACAAACACAAGUUCAACGCGUACCAUAAGAAUAGAACCUACAGAAAUGUGAAUGAUGAAGUGAUGCUAAAGAAUCACAUGAUAAAGGGAAAAAUGCUGACCAUAAAAAAUGCCUGCAUUGAUGCGUUCACCCCGUCGAGUGAGAAUGAACUGAAAAUCUGCCUCAACAGAUCCAUCUCCUUUGCUACUAACAGGCAUAAUCAGAAAAAAAACAAAAAUAAGAAGAGAAAACACUCAUGCGUUUGUAGCUACCUGAGUGACAAAGACCUGCUCUUCGUUAACAACACAGUGGUUCAGUACUACAGCGAUGGGACAUAUUUCUUCGAGGUCCUUUUCCUAUGUGGGAACAAUAACUUACGAGUUAACAGCUUCGAAAAACUGCACCGACGUUAUUUCCCCUUCAUUUUCCAAAUAUAUGAACAUGUUCAGGCGAAUUUGACCCAACUGCACAAAAUUAUACGAAACAGAAGGGCCAUGGAGCAGCCCUACUUUUUUAAAACGUUCUCCCCAUACAGGUACAGCGAGAGUUACUUCAGAGCGUUAAAGGAGAAGCUAAAUAAAAUGUUGAAUGCUUUUUUUCCAAAGGUAACGCACCUGUACCGGGUAACCCUAAGUGCCUACAUGUUCUGUGAUUACACCGAUAGGGUAAACCCACCCAAUCAUUUCUUGCUAAAAGGACUGAUGAACAAGUGCUUCCAGUUUACAAAGCAUGACGAGUAUUUUUAUGAAGUCUGCUUACCCAACAGCGUCAUUCGAUAUGAGAAGGACGAGUACGAUAGGGUAAAGUACCCCCUUACUUUGCUUGGAUCUUCUGACCGCUCCUCAAAUGAAGGAAAGCCCUUUUUCGAAAAAGUGUAUGAUGCGUUUCCUGUGCUCAAAAUGAAUUAUAGACUUCGUAAAGACGCCGAAAAUUAUUUGAAGACACAAAAGGGGGUAAUUACUCAAUCGGCUGUUAUAUCGAUUACGCGUGAGGAGGACAUUGACCAUGCGGCUGUCUUCUCCGGGGGGGAUUUCCCCUCGCAGGGUUAUCCCCCUUCUGCGAACCAGCUCUCUGCCUCAUCCAUUUUGGCGCCCGCCUCGGCGACCGUCCUUUCGUCGUCGUCGGUUUUUUCGGCCUCCCCAUCGGAGUACACCCAGAAUGGAAGCGGCGGCGGUAGCAGCGGUGGUAGUGCAAGCAGCGCUAGCAGCGGCGGUAGUGCCAGCGGCGGCAGCGGUGACGGGCGAGGCCAAAAUGUCCUCCCGCCCCUAGCCACCUUCAAAGCCACAAUUACGCCCCUGAGCGAGGUCGCCAGCCCGCCUCCCUACUUCUCCUUCGCCGCGGACCGAAUUCCAUACAUAAGCACAUACAUGAUCGACAAGCCAGUGGAGAUUUUAAAAUACGGGAACGAAAACUUCUACAAAGCUUUAGCGAUUGAUUUGAGGGGAGGACGCUGCAGAGACUCCCUUGGCGAUGUACACGAUUACAUAACGACCAUCUACUUCGACUGCUCCUUGCAUUACAAAAACGAGACGCAGACAAACAUAGUGAACAUAUUCCAGACCACGGAGUGCCACUACUACGUGCAUGUGUCCUCUCCCGUCCUUUGCGCCCACCCGACCCUGCACACGUCCGUGAAAUCGCAGAACGAAGUCAUACGGUGUUUCAGAAAUGUGUUCGCCGCGAGCGCCCAGAGGGUGGGCCGCUCCAGGGGUAGAAGUGGCAGCGGCAAAAGUGGCAGCAGCAGAAGUGGCGGCAGCAGAAGUGGCGGCAGCAGACGUGGAAGCGACAGGCCCCCCCCCAGCUGCGGCGAGCGAGACGACCCCUACCUCAGCGACGCAGACAAGCUCUACCUGCACCAGUUUCAGGAAAAAAAAAAAAAAAUGAUGCAGAAAAAAAACAUGCACGCACUCGAAUCCGUGCCCAGGAACACUAAAAUGGAGUUCGGCGUAAAAUAUGACUUCGGGCUAGGAAAUUAUAUCCGAAAAAGAGUGUACAAAGGAACCCCCAUUUUUCACAUUGGCAACAUUGUGAGGCAUCGGUACUGGAAUUACGAAGCAGUGGUGGUCAGCUGGGAUUACAUAUGCUACGCGCCAGCUGAGUGGAAAUAUCAUUUCUUUUUGGAGUACCCAACCGAAGUUCAAAACUCUGUGCAUUACCUCCUUUUGGUUAAUAAAGACGGGAAAAAGGGAGGCGCAAUUUUGCAUGACCGUUCAGCGUACACAGACCAUCCUAACAAACGUGCAGAAACUUCACACGCGAGGCGGGCUAAACACGCAACUGCUGAUGAGAAGUGGGAAAACGUACGACUUAACGUGAGCGAAGAACAACCGUUCCAUGAUGACCACUUCAACUUCGCUUACGUCCCCGAGUCCAGUUUGGUGUAUGGAGACAAAAUGAUUUACAGCGAACAUUUGUCGCAGUUUUUCGAACAGUACAAUUCCUUUUUUCAUUUUUACAUUCCCAAAAAGGAUCACAUAAUUUGGAAGCUUUUCCCGUACGACUUCUUCAACCUUAUAUUUUGA
Molecule: messenger RNA, 3231 nt
Organism: Plasmodium vivax (malaria parasite P. vivax)
Lineage: Eukaryota; Apicomplexa; Aconoidasida; Haemosporida; Plasmodiidae
Product: cloroquine resistance associated protein cg1, putative
Exons: 1
Coding region: 1-3231 (1076 amino acids)
Molecular function (GO): DNA binding
Source: RefSeq, a predicted model, not a curated record